UCUAGUCUCUAUAAAUGCACAGUAAGUUGAGCAUUAAAUAAAUCAUAGUUUCUAUCUAAGCUUGUUCAGAGAAAGCUAUAUGCCAUGAUGUCCAAAUGAGAGUUAUGUCCCUGAUAGCAAAGGAUGGACAAGAUAAGCAUAUUUUCUGUGCCUUGCUAAUACUAGGCCAUGCUGGCUGGCACAUACUAUCGGCCCAGUUUCAUCACUUGGCACAGAUUGGCACAACACUUAUUUAAAUUGUUUUUGAUAAGUUCUUAAUCAAAAAUGGGUAUAAAAUAUAUAUUUUAAUCUUGGCAUCGUGCUAACAAGUGACUAACUUGCCCACUGGCUGCAAUAAUUAAGGGCUUACGUCACAUAUAGUGACAUCGAACAAUGCAGUACGGACAUUCAAGGAAAUCAUUUUUAGACCUUUGCUUUUUCUCUAAAAUAUUCCCAAUUGCUCUGCACAAGGAAAUGAACAUACUUUGAACACCCAAAAUUCUAACACCCAAAACUGUGCAAAAUGUGCAUGAGAAUUGCUAAUGUGCAACAUUAACUAUGCUAGAUAAAAAAAACAAACAAAAAUGGGAAAAAUCUGCUCUUUUAAGAUCGAAGCAAAUGUAAAAUGUUAUUGAAAGAUGCUAAAAUAUCAUUAUGGCGAAUAAUCUUCCUGGAUAAUGAUGUGAUAUAUGAAGAAACAAUUAGGGUUUGAAAAAGUGGCCACCUCCUUGGUACUAUAUAGCACAUAUGCGAUUUGUAUUUAAAUUUAUAACCACGUUCUUCAAGCUUUAUCAAAACUAUUUGGCACUGGGUUUAUGAGUCCUUAUUCAUCUGACCUUCUUACUUGGGACUGCCUUGUUUGAUCUCCGUUGUCUCCUUUAAGUUGCAAGUCACAGCUUGUCGUUUGCUACAGUUGCUUCUAACCACCUUACAGUUCUCAUGCCUAGCCUAUUUCUCAUAUUGUCAUCUCUUUUGCACAUCAAACUUGUUCUUCUGACCUGUUCAGAGUUGAUCCUCUUCUCAUGUACUAUGGCAACAAUUGCCUCUUUCAAUAUCAACAUGAGUGACAUGACUCUCCCACAACAUGGUUUGUGUCAUUGGCCCCAUACUAUCUAUCACAGACUGGCUGUUCCAAAUCUAUGCAGUGAUCAUUUCACACUCUCAUUCGCAUGAAUUGAUCUAAGUCAAUGCUGUCAUUCUUAGGUCUUUAGGCUUUUUUUUUUGUAAAGAACAAGGCAAACCUAGUACUUUUAGACCUAAGGCACCUGCAAAUGACCAAGUGCACUUGUGACAUUAACCUCACAUAUUCCAUUUCAACUUAAUUUCAAACAGUCUGGGGCAGAAAUUAGUGGAUCCUCACCUUUAUGUGGAUAUGCUAGACAAGCAAAAGUGGCUAGGACGAAGUCAAGUGGAAAACAUCCAAUGAUUAACAUCAUGCAGAAAUAUAUACCGAGUUCUCAUAAUCGUUUGCAGUAUAUAUGGUCAUGAGCAUGCAUGUUGCCAUCCUUGUCUAGAAUCCCCAUUUGGGCGAGAUAAGAAACCUAGCAUAACUGUACUUUAGAUUCUUAAUUGCAUAAAAUUCUUUCCUAGUGAAUCUCUUGCAGUCUCAUUUCCGACAUGGAUGAAAAGAUAUUAUCCUAUCCAUCUGAUCUAAGAUUACUUAUACCCAAUGAUUAGCCUUUUUAAGUUGGCAAGUCAGUCACAUCCAGGUCUUAAUUAAGUUUAGGUGCAGCCUCUUUUCAUCCAUGCCACAUUUUUAGCAGCAUAUGCGAUAGCCUCCUAGAGGCCUUAAGGUGACAAUGCAAAAGCAUGAUAUGGGAAAAGAAUUUCAGUGGAGACCAAUCUAGAGUUGUUGGGUACAUUUAAGCUGCUUCUUAGGAGUGACAAAGAGAUAAAUUCUAAUAAUAUCUCACGAAAAAAAGAAGGAAAAAAUGGAUUGCAGUCUAUCUUUCUUAAUUUAAAUGGAACCGAUAUUGAUAUCAACCUGUAGUAAUAGAGUUAACUAAUGAGUUUAAUAUUAGUAAGAUGAGGAUCGCCAUAAUAUAACUCUGAGAACACUAAUGAUGGCAACUUAUGAGUUUAUUAUGAUUAUUCAUAGUGCAUAGAUGUUUUUUUUCAAUUAAGAGUCCAUGGGUUGCUAAACACUGAGUAAGACUUUAUCUGACCAAAGCUGCCCUUCUGUUCCCUGUCCCAUGAUGUAUUUGACUUCCAAUCUCCUCAAGGAAAAAUGGCAAUAAAAAAAGCACAAUUUAUUAAUCCUAUUGGGUGGUUUAUCUUGGUUUAUAUUAGUCAAUUUUGAGUUAAUAAUUUUACUCAUAAGCAUUUUUUUGUGUCAGACUUUUAUCUGCUUUUCAAGGGGAACAUAGCUUUGACUUCUCACUGAAAUGUUUGUUGCUGAAUGAACAAUACCCAGAACCUGCAACAGGCAUCAGAAGUUUUAUACGUUUAUUGCUGCAAGUGAGUGCAGAUAUGGAUGACGGUGGGCAGAGGGAGAACGUGAGGCACAAGACAGAUCAAUAUAAACAAGUGCACGCACAGUGGAUGAUGCCUCAACAUCAGCUAAAGGAGAACCAUACUAAAAAGAUCAUGGCCAUCAUGGCUGAGCGUGACAAUGCUAUUCAAGAACGCAAUAUAGCCCUUGCUGAGAAGAAAGCUGCUUUAGCUGAACGAGACAUGGCAAUCCUCCAACGUGAUGCUGCAAUUGCCGAGCGGAAUAAUGCCAUCAUGGAACGAGACAAUGCUAUUGCAGCUCUUCAGUAUGCUCGUGAGAAUGGCUUGAAUGGUAACGGAGCAUCCGCAUGCCCUCCUGGGUGCACAGCUCCUCGUGGGACGAAACACAUUCACCACCACCAGCAGCAACACCUUCAGCAUAUUCACCCCUCACCACCACAACUAUCAGAUGCUCCCUACAACCACACAAGAGAGAUGCAUAUAACUGAGGCAUUUCCCAUCUCAACAGCUUCCGAGAGCAUUGCAAAGGGCCGUAAGGCUAAACGGCCAAGGAAAGAGACCAAAGCCCAGAAUUCUCCAUCCAAAAAGUCUUCAAAGUCCCCGCGAAAGAGUAGAAAGGGUGGAGGUGAAGACUUGAACAGGCAAGUCACUAUUGCUAAGCCAGCCAGCGAGUGGAGGAAUGAAAUCAGAGGUGGGGAUGAUCUGAACAAGCAGGUAGCUCUGACAAAGCAUCAAGAGUGGAAGGGUCAGGAUCUGGGUCUGAACCAGGUCACCUUUGACGAAGCAACAAUGCCUACGCCUGUCUGCUCAUGCACAGGAAAAUACCAGCCGUGUUACAAGUGGGGGAACGGAGGGUGGCAGUCGGCUUGCUGCACCACCACACUAUCCAUGUACCCGCUGCCGGUAAUGCCCAACAAGCGGCAUGCCCGUGUGGGAGGGCGCAAGAUGAGCGGCGGUGCAUUCAGAAAGCUGCUCAGCCGGCUGGCAGCAGAGGGCCACGAUCUCUCGCAGCCAGUGGACCUCAAGGACAAUUGGGCUAAGCAUGGAACUAAUCGCUAUAUCACAAUCAAGUGAGGUAAAUACUAUGAUGAGACUUAGAUUUUUAGAAUUAGGGUAGGGAAAAGAGCAGUUUUUGUGAUUGAUCUUUCUCUUCCCUGCCAAGUCUUUUUUUGUUCCCCUAGAGGAAUAUGAUGGCUCCAGAGGAGCAUAGGAUCAGCAUCUAAUGAACAUAAGGGUAGUGUGCUGAUGUUAGGUGGUUGGUUACUCUGUCUUUAUGUCAAUUGCCCUGGGAGUGAAAAUUUAGGAAUGCUGAAUAUGUAAGUUAUCUGUAUAUAUUUAAUUUCGCCGGAGACCAUGAGGUGGUAUUUUCUUCAGCACAGAAACACUUUGAUUAUUAUUGCUAGAUGGAUCUUCUUCAGAGAUUUCUUAAUUAUAUGGGAAACGGCAUUCGGAAAAAAUAAAUAGUUGGUAGGUUAUUAUUUAAUGUACUGCAGUGAAAUGUACAUUUGGUCAAUGGAGAAGCAUCAAGAAAUAGCCGAAUUUCAGAUGUGGAAAAUUGUUUUGACUAGGAAAUCAGAUUCAUCUGCUUGAUGCUGUUGUCGGGAACUUCAGCCAUCCUUAUUAAUCCAUCUGUGAUCGUUAACAA
Molecule: messenger RNA, 4075 nt
Organism: Phoenix dactylifera (date palm)
Lineage: Eukaryota; Viridiplantae; Streptophyta; Magnoliopsida; Arecales; Arecaceae
Source: RefSeq, a predicted model, not a curated record